Elephantulus edwardii (Cape elephant shrew) is the source of this 1410-nucleotide messenger RNA. It is a transcript of the gene TGFB1I1, whose product is annotated as transforming growth factor beta 1 induced transcript 1. The record is from RefSeq and is a predicted model, not a curated record. The transcript has 11 exons. Gene Ontology annotation, cellular component: filamentous actin; stress fiber; Z disc. Bases 25 to 1410 code for a protein of 461 amino acids. Gene Ontology annotation, molecular function: actin binding; muscle alpha-actinin binding. Lineage: Eukaryota; Metazoa; Chordata; Mammalia; Macroscelidea; Macroscelididae. Gene Ontology annotation, biological process: actin cytoskeleton organization; muscle structure development.
CGCGCCGCCGGCCCACGCCCCGCCAUGGAGGACCUGGAUGCUCUACUUUCUGACCUGGAGACCACUACCUCACACAUGCCACGCUCAGGUGCUCCAAAAGAGCGGCCCCCAGAACCGCUUACACCUCCUCUGUCCUAUGACCACCAGACUCAGACAGGGGCUGGGGAAUCUUCAGGAGCAUCAGGGGACAAGGACCAUCUGUACAGUACGGUGUGCAAGCCUCGGUCCCCGAAGCCUGUGGCCUCUGCGGCCCCUCCAUUCUCCUCUUCCAGUGGUGUCUUGGGCUCUGGGCUCUGUGAGCUGGACCGAUUGCUCCAGGAACUUAAUGCCACCCAAUUCAACAUAACAGAUGAGAUAAUGUCUCAGUUCCCAUCUAGCAAGGUGUCUGCUGAGGACCAGAAGGAGGACCCAUCAGAGGACAAGAAAAGACACAGCAUACCUCCCAGUCCAUCCCCUGUCCCAGCAAAGCCUUCAGCCACUUCGGCCACUCAGGAGCUGGACAGACUGAUGGCCUCGCUCUCUGACUUCCGUGUCCAGAACCACCUCCCACCCUCUGGGACAACACAGCCUCCUGCGCCCAGCUCAGCGAAUGAGGGCUCCCCAUCUCCUCCAGGGCCAACCAAUAAGGGCAGCCUAGACACCAUGCUAGGGAUGCUGCAGUCGGACCUCAGCCGCAGGGGAGUUCCCACUCAGGCCAAGGGCCUCUGUGGCUCCUGCAAUAAACCCAUUGCCGGGCAGGUGGUCACCGCGCUGGGCCGCGCUUGGCACCCCGAGCACUUCGUCUGCGGCGGCUGUUCCACGGCCCUCGGAGGCAGCAGCUUCUUUGAGAAGGACGGAGCCCCUUUUUGCCCCGAGUGCUACUUUGAGCGUUUCUCACCAAGAUGUGGCCUCUGCAACCAACCCAUCCAACACAAAAUGGUCACCGCCUUGGGCACCCACUGGCACCCGGAGCAUUUCUGCUGCGUCAGUUGCAGGGAACCCUUCGGGGAAGAGGGUUUCCACGAGCGUGAGGGCCGCCCCUACUGUCGCCGGGACUUCCUGCAGCUGUUCGCCCCGCGCUGCCAGGGCUGCCAGGGCCCCAUUCUGGACAACUACAUCUCUGCGCUCAGCGCUCUCUGGCACCCGGACUGCUUCGUCUGCAGGGAGUGCUUCGCGCCCUUCUCGGGAGGCAGCUUCUUCGAGCACGAGGGGCGGCCGCUGUGCGAGAACCAUUUCCACGCGCGGCGCGGGUCGUUGUGCGCCACGUGCGGCCUCCCGGUGACGGGGCGCUGCGUGUCGGCCCUGGGGCGCCGCUUCCAUCCGGACCACUUCACCUGCACCUUCUGCCUGCGCCCGCUCACCAAGGGCUCCUUCCAGGAGCGCGCCGGCAAACCCUACUGCCAGCCCUGCUUCCUCAAGCUCUUCGGCUGA